Messenger RNA from Cyprinodon tularosa, 1968 nucleotides. RefSeq names its product nucleolus and neural progenitor protein (gene rmp64). The record is from RefSeq and is a predicted model, not a curated record. Gene Ontology annotation, cellular component: nucleus. Lineage: Eukaryota; Metazoa; Chordata; Actinopteri; Cyprinodontiformes; Cyprinodontidae. The transcript is spliced from 9 exons. Gene Ontology annotation, biological process: positive regulation of Notch signaling pathway. Bases 55 to 1464 code for a protein of 469 amino acids.
ACCGGCUGAACUCCUAUUGGCUCCUCCACUUCCGUACAUUUCAAGCAGAGAAGCAUGGCCGCCGGAGAGCUUUGGAACAGGGUAAACAUCCCCUAUCCCUGUGCGACUUCAUCCGUCCAUAUGGAAAUAACUCCACCAACAGUUAAAUUUUUUAAAGCCCUGUUGGUGGAAAAUGAAGAGGUACUAAAGCUCCUUCGGAAUAAGAUCUUUCAGACGGAGAUCCGGCUGCUCUAUGAGCUGAUGUACAUCCUGAACAACAGCUAUAGGGGCAACAAGACCUUCAAGGGUUUACAGCUGGUUGAACAAUGUAUAAACAGACUGAAGAAUAUGAAGCUGGAUACUGCUCUUCAGGAGCUGGUAGAACUCUGCCCCAAUCAGAUCCAAAUGGCCAUGUGCAUGGAGACCUGUGAAUGCAAUGUUCCCAGUCAACCGGUUCUGGAGUGGACGUGUCUCAAAGUGCUUGGAGCCGGCAAGCUUCUGAGCUGCACUUUGUCUCGCUGCAGCAAAGCUUUCAUACUUUCAAAGAAGCAGAUGAAAUGGGCUGAAUUUCUUAUUCUGAAUUUGGUGAUAACCAGCAUGCUCAGUCGUUUGUGGUGUUUUUUCCGUGGUUUGUUGGCUAGCCUUUCCAAUCUGUACCAGCGGCUUCUGAAGCUCCUGGGGCUUGUGGCCCAAGCACAGCCGAUGCCCUACCUCACCGACACGGCCUUGCCAGCAGAUAUGGCUGAUUUCCUUGAUCCAGCGGAUGCAGUCAUGCUGAGGAAGCUUUCAGCAUUCAACGCUCAUCUAGAAGAAAGAAAAGCAAAAUUGAAAACAAGAAAGAAAGCCUCGACUAAAGUGAAAAACAAGAAACAGUCAAAGAAUGUAAAAGAAGACCUUGGGGUUCCUGUAGAAAGAGGUGUCGGUUUUGAUGCUGUUAAGCAGCUGUCUUUUGGAAAGGAGGUGUCAGAAGAACAGAGCAAGAAAGAAAUGUUUGAGAAACUAACGGGUGAGGCUACAUCAUUUGCACUCAUGUCUGCCAGUAUGGAAGAGAUGAUUCAGUGGUGCGGAUCUGAAGGGAUGAGGAAGACAAAACGUCUCCUUACAUUCCUGCGAUUAAAGUGCAAAAGGAUGAAGUGUCUGGAAGCAGCAGGAUACAAUGUUCAGAGGAAACUUCGCCUCUUCAGACAAGAAGUGUGCCUGGCCUUAUCUCCCCAGACAUCAGCAUUGAGGACUUUUCGUUCUCCGGCUCAGAGGAUGACUGUCCAAAGACGCCGUUCGCAGCCACUGAGGAAAAGAUUUAUGGUAUCUAGAGCCAGGACUGGUUUAAAUACAUCAGGAGUGUUUGGACAUCAGAAACAAAAUGAGCUGGAGAUGUUUUUAAAAGAUUUCCAAAGAAGCCAGGCUGCAAGCAGGACAACUCUACAGGUCACUAAUUCUGAUAGAAACGACGACAUAGAUGAUAUCUUUGCAAUAGCAGGUUUAUGACACUAAUAACAACGCAGAGUGAAGGUCAGUCCUCCAUGUGAAGUGCAUACAUGCUAAGUGUAAUAUUAGAACAGUCAUUGUAUACCUGCUAAAUGUUUACAACUCAUCACAAGAUUCAAAACAAAAUAAACAUACAGUAUGUAGAUAUAAUGCACACUUUUAGCAAAGCUUUUAUUUCUGUUCUUCAUAACUGACAAAAGGGUUUUGAAAUUUUUUUCCCUUAGCCUAGGAUGUUUUUUAUAUUAGCUUAAAAAAACUUUAUUGCCAUUUUGUACACACAGAGUGUAAACAAUAUGACAUUUUGAUGCAUAAAGCUUUUGAACAGUGAAUGAGCAGCUUACAGCAGUGAAAUGAACAUUACCGUUUAUAAAGUGAAGCAGUGAUCACAAUGUAAACGGUAUAGGAGAAAAGGAAAACCAGGUUAAAUUUUAACUUCAUGGUGUAAAAGGCAAUGGUAAGGAAAUGUUCUGUGCAGUGCAAAUAAAUAAUGUGGUGAAAAAUGCA